This is a messenger RNA of Closterium sp. Naga37s-1, 585 nucleotides long. NCBI's taxonomy places the organism in Eukaryota, Viridiplantae, Streptophyta, Zygnematophyceae, Desmidiales, Closteriaceae. The record is from the annotation of a GenBank genome assembly.
AUGCACCAAUCGGGUGCCACGUCAGCGGGGCCUGCUGCUGACGUGGCCCUCUCUGAUUGGCUGCCUGUAGUUGAGCUGGUGCUAGUUUCAGACGAGGAAGCAGCGACGGCCAUGCCGAAAGUGCUGCCACACGUGUGCAGGUUGAUAGCAGAGAGCGCAGGGUCGUUUGUCAGCUCAGUGCCACGGCACCUGCUGGAGUAUGCAUACGAGAGUGCGGAGAGUUCUACUACGAGGUGGCUGGAGUAUUCAUAUGAGAGCGCCGAGAGAUUCUAUGACGAGGUGGUAACCGCCAUGCUCGGCACUUCACCCUCGUCGCCAACGGGGGGUGACAAUCAAGGGGCGGAGGAGCACUCCUGCCCCUACUCCAUCCUCGGCAUUGCCAAGAGCGCUGCUCCCUCUCAGGUGCUCCCUCAUAGGUGUGUUGGGUUGGGACUCCUGCCCCUCUCAGGUGCUCCCUCCCAGGUGCGCCCUCAUAUGUGCUCCAUCACAGGUGCUCCCUCACAGGUGCUCCCUCACAGGUGCUCCCUCACAGGUACUCCCUCACAGGUGCUCCCUCUCAGGUUUUGCCCUUUCUUUGUGCCCUGA